AGAACCGUAUAGUAUGGCCACUACAGGCACAGCUCCCGCUAGCUAUCCCUUCUCGUGUUUUGAUUUUCUGAAAUUACAUCUCAAAAUUUGUUGUUAUCCUCUUGUACUUUAGCUGACAUAGGUGCGAUCUUGUUUUAUAGCGGUUUUGCAGACGUGUUGAUUACAGGGGUAGGUCAGAGAGAGUUCCUCACAUAAAAGGCAUCAUUGCUCAAACCACAAUAAGAAGCUAAGAAGCCUAAUAAUAAGUAACACCACACCAUUUCUCAUAUUAGUUCUGUUCUCUUCAAAUGGAGCCUAAUAAUGCAUGUACUAUGCAUUCUCAUUGCAUAGAGAUGUCCAUGGAAGUGCACCAAGUUGUUCCACCACCCCACAAGAGCACCCUUCAGAAGCUCCAGGGUAGACUCAAGGAAACUUUCUUCCCUGAUGAUCCUCUGCGCCAAUUCAAGGGACAACCUCUUAAGAGAAAACUGAUCCUUGGAGCACAAUAUGUGUUCCCUAUUCUUCAAUGGGGUCCUAAGUACAACCUCAAACUCUUCAAAUCUGACCUUGUUUCUGGCCUCACUAUUGCUAGCUUGGCCAUCCCACAGGGAAUAAGUUAUGCCAAGCUUGCAAGUCUUCCUCCAAUUGUGGGACUUUAUUCUAGUUUUGUUCCACCACUAGUUUAUGCUGUUCUUGGAAGCUCAAAGGACCUUGCAGUUGGACCUGUUUCUAUUGCUUCUCUUGUGAUGGGAUCCAUGCUGAGGCAGGAAGUGUCUCCCACAGCAGACCCUAUCCUGUUUCUUCAGCUAGCUUUCACUUCAACAUUAUUUGCUGGCCUCUUUCAAGCUUCUCUUGGAAUCCUAAGGCUAGGCUUCAUAAUUGAUUUUCUAUCUAAGGCCAUUCUUAUUGGGUUCAUGGCUGGUGCUGCUAUUAUUGUGUCACUGCAACAGCUCAAGAGCCUGCUUGGAAUCACACAUUUCACUAAUCAAAUGGGUCUGAUUCCUGUUAUGACUUCUGUUUUCCACAAUAUACAUGAGUGGUCAUGGCAAACAAUAUUGAUGGGGAUUUGUUUCCUGGUGCUACUGCUAUUAGCAAGACACGUUAGCAUAAAGAAACCAAAGCUAUUCUGGGUCUCAGCUGGAGCUCCUCUUAUGUCUGUCAUCAUCUCUACCCUCUUGGUUUUUGCAAUUAAAGCUCAAAAUCAUGGCAUCAGUGCGAUUGGAAAAUUGCAACAAGGAAUAAAUCCUCCAUCAUGGAAUAUGUUGCUCUUUCAUGGAAGUCACCUAGGCCUAGUUAUGAAAACAGGGCUUAUCACCGGGAUUUUGUCCCUCACUGAAGGUAUUGCAGUAGGAAGGACAUUUGCAGCUCUCAAAAACUACAAAGUGGAUGGAAAUAAGGAAAUGAUGGCAAUUGGGUUUAUGAAUGUGGUUGGCUCCUUCACUUCCUGCUAUGUUACAACAGGUGCUUUCUCUCGAUCAGCUGUUAACAAUAACGCAGGAGCAAAAACAGCUGUGUCGAAUGUAGUGAUGUCUGUGACAGUCAUGGUAACACUCCUUUUUCUCAUGCCAUUGUUUCAAUACACACCUAAUGUCGUGUUGGGCGCAAUCAUAGUCACAGCAGUAAUUGGCCUCAUUGAUCUCCCUGCUGCUUGUAACAUUUGGAAGAUAGACAAAUUCGAUUUCGUUGUGAUGCUGACUGCUUUCUUAGGUGUUCUUUUCAUCUCUGUCCAGGGAGGCCUUGCUCUUGCUGUCGGGUUAUCAACUUUCAAGAUACUCUUGCAAAUUACGAGGCCGAAAACAGUAAUGUUGGGGAAGAUUCCAGGAACAGACAUAUAUAGAAAUCUUGAUCAAUACAAGGAAGCUGUGAGAAUACCUGGAUUUCUUAUUUUAAGCAUUGAGGCUCCCAUCAAUUUUGCUAACAUCACAUAUCUCAACGAGAGAACGUUGCGAUGGAUUGAAGAAGAAGAAGAAGACAACAUAAAGGAACAAUUAAGCCUUCGAUUCUUAGUAUUGGAAAUGUCAGCUGUGAGUGCUGUUGACACAAGUGGAAUCUCACUUUUCAAGGAGUUGAAAGCAACACUGGAAAAGAAGGGUGUUGAGCUUGUGUUGGUCAAUCCUCUUGCUGAGGUCAUAGAAAAGCUUAAAAAAGCAGAUGAAGCUAAUGAUUUCAUACGAGCAGAUAACCUUUUCUUAACAGUUGGAGAGGCUGUAGCUUCACUUUCAUCAGCAAUGAAAGGCCAAUCAUCAACCAUUACAGAAGGGACACACACAAUUGUGUCACAUAAUUGAUAAAUUAAGACUGCAAAAUAUAUAAGAAAAGGUAAAAAAAAAAAGAAAAAAGAAAUAGAAGCAGCAACAACUACAAGACUAGCAUAGAAUUUGCCUAAUACCAAUCAUUGUAAAAUCCUACAGUAUAAACAAUUAAAGUGAAAUGUACCCUUGUGUCAUUUGUGCUUGUUCUUACUGGAUUUGCCUCACAGGCAUUGUAGUCAUAACUUAUAUGGGAACUACUUGUUGCUUGUUAAUUCAAUCGUUGAAGUUGAUUUCCAAGCACUUUUCAGCACAUCCAGUUCAACAAACUACUUGCAAAG
Messenger RNA from Glycine soja, 2569 nucleotides. Its product is annotated as probable sulfate transporter 3.3. Gene Ontology annotation, molecular function: secondary active sulfate transmembrane transporter activity. The transcript has 13 exons. Gene Ontology annotation, cellular component: membrane. Gene Ontology annotation, biological process: transmembrane transport. NCBI's taxonomy places the organism in Eukaryota, Viridiplantae, Streptophyta, Magnoliopsida, Fabales, Fabaceae. The record is from RefSeq and is a predicted model, not a curated record. Bases 288 to 2267 code for a protein of 659 amino acids.